ACAAGAGCAUUAGAAGCGUAGGCCUGUGAUGUUUGUAUAACAGUGAAAACUACAGUGUGGCAGUUUGUUAUUAAAUUCUGAAAUGAUGAAGAAGCCACAAAGCGAAGUUUGUUAUUAUACCAGUGAUAUUCUGUUAGGGAAGUCAUGAUUGCCUGCCGUUAUGUGGUGUGUCAACGACAAAUUCCCAAAUAAUGUGUGCCGGUUGUGUGCAAAUAUUUCCGACGUCCUCAUACCGAUAUUUGGCGCAGAUAAGGAGCGAAUCGACGUUAAAAUAAAAAAAUGCUGCCUACCUGUUGAAGUUACUGAAGAUGACCUUAAGCCUAAAAGUAUAUGCCUCGACUGUGCUUCAAAACUGGAAAUAUUUACUGAACUGAUAGAACUGUGCCUUGCUGCUGAUGCAAAAUUUGAAACAAUUUUACAGAAUGCUAAUUCAAAUCAGAAAGCAGUGGAGACGGUGUUGUCGCAGGGUGAUGAAGAACAGGUUGAGGAUGAAGCUGUCAAGAUGGCCACCAUGACAGAAGCGGGCAUAGAAUCUCUUCUUGCGGAACAAGAAAAAGAGCAGGAACAGGAUGAAGAACAGGAUGAUGAGCCUGUUGGAGCGCAAAAUGAGUGGAUUCCAGAAGUCCCCAGCCAUGCAAAUCCCCUUAAUGUGCAGCCUGAUAGUGGUGUUCUUGUUCUCAGCAAGGUUGAUGGGAGUGUAGGAGGUCACGAAGAACACAUCCUUGUUAUGGUGGAACUAAGCAGUAAUUGUGAGCAGACAACACAGCAGCUGUCAUUUGGGGCACCUCGCUACCACAUACAGAAUGCUAUGGGCAAGGUUCCACUCCACAAUUGUGCAGAAAAUAACCAGCAGACUUCUGUGAUGUACGACAUGAAUAUGCAACACAUUUCAAGCAAUGGGAAAACAUUUGCCUCUCCAUUUACUGCAAACAGUCAAAGUGUCUGUCCAGCCAAAACCAAUAUGUUCAACUGUUCUGACGGACACCCGAGCCUAACGCAGGUUCAGGUGCUCACUUUCUCGUCGGGCAAAGAUGGUGUUUCAGCUGCUGGGCCAGCACACCUGUAUGCCACUCAGCCAAUGACGUCUGUCUCAAAAAGUGAAGGUCUUGUGGACUUAGUGCAGACAGAAAGGACACUGUUCAAAGAUGUGUCCAGUGCACAGAGAGACGAUCAACCGACCAAAGUGGAUUUGUCGAGUGACAGAGUUGCUUCUGUAUCUUCUGAUACUUUGCAUCCCCAGUCUGUACAUAGUGCAUCUACCUGUGAUACUGCCCCAUGUUCAUCUUUAGUGAGUGCUAUCCCAGAAACUGGCAAUGCAGCAUCAAUAGUACCAGAUAGCAUUAGCACACAAAUGAUGUCCAGUAUUCCUUCCGAACUACCCAUUGAAAUACCUACCUCAUCAGAAGCUGUGUCUGCUAUGAACUGUGAUGAGAGUCAAGAAGUGCCCAACAUUGAAGCCUCUGUGUUAGCUGCCAGUUCAUCUGUUAAUAUGACAGAUGAACUGGGAGACGAUCUCAGCACAAACACAUCCGAUGACCUUUGCCUUGCUGUCGGUGUAUCGGACUCAGUUUCUGGAAGUACACCAGGGGUCAUGCCUGCUGACAUAUCUGUAAGCUUGCCUACACAGAUUUCUGGCUCUCAGUGUUCCACCAUUUCCAGUGUUACAAAUAACUGCCCUUCAAGUGUUUCCAUUGACUUGGAAGCUGAAACACAUAGCAGUACCUGUCAACUUCCCAGAAAUAAUUCUCCAGAGGUUUCUGGUAUUGCAUCUACGCUCGUAUCACGUACAGUACAUGCUGACACGCAGUGUGAUAUUUUGGCAGAAUUAUCAGGAGAGAAACAAGACAUUUCCAGUGGUGUGUGCACUGUCGCGUCAGAGUCAGAAGCUGUAACCUCAACACACUUAAUGCCCAGUAGUAUUACUGCUCUACCUGUGUCUAUGGAUCAACCUGAAGACACAGCUGCUGCCUCGGGUACUGUGUCUUCUUUAAACCAUGACAGUGCUACAACUCUGCCUACAUCUAUCACGGACACAUUUCCAGUUACAGAAAGUGCACUGCUUACAGAAAUCUUGUUGCUUCCGAGACCCCAACAAGAAACUUCUGUAGAACCUCUGCAGGCACGUUCCAGUGUGCCUCAAAGAGAGGCAGUAAGUCCAUGUCCAGCAGCCAGUGAUUCACUUCCUGCCCUACAGUCUGCCACCCCAGUGCAGCCAGUGUGCUCUGUACAGACCUCCACAGUUGCAAAUAGUGCCUGCAGAACCAAUUUCUCCACCAUAAGUCUUGUUGCACCAAGUAGUAUUCCUGCUCCCUUACCUCCACCUUCGGCACCUGUUUCUGUACAUAAUACCUCAUCUGUUGCUGCCUCAUCUGUAGCCGAUCCACAUACUGUUUUCAUUGCAACAGCUGCUGUUCCAGUUACGAGGUCUCCCACAACGUCUGCCGUAGGUUCUACAAAAUUUCAGAAUGGUGCUACUGAGAUAUUCUUUAUUGAAGAAGAGGAUCAGACCUUAGCUACAGCAAUGGCACUCACACCCGUAAUUGAGUACAAAGAGACUGACAGUGAAGACAAUGAAAAUGCCUCGUCACGUGGUGGGAAGUUUCGUUGUGAAAUGUGUGAAAGGACGUUCAAACGACGAGCGAAGUUGAAUGAACACAUGGCUGUGCACAGGCAAGAGCGGCCAUAUGAGUGCGAUCAGUGUGAAAAGAAAUUUUUCCAGCGUUGGGAUCUUACUCUGCACAAACGCUUGCACACUGGCCUGUUCCAGUGUGAGUUCUGCAACAAGACAUUUCCUGUGCGUGGAAAACUAGAUCGACAUCGCCGAACACAUACAGGUGAGAAGCCAUUUGUCUGUUCAACGUGUGGCAAGGCAUUCAGUGAUAUGCGCAACCUACAAUCACAUCGGAGCACGCAUUCUGAUGAACGGCCACACGUCUGCGACACAUGCGGGCGUGCCUUUCGUGUUCGUUCUCAUCUCAUUGAUCACUACAAGGUCCACUCGAAGGACACACCUUUCACCUGUGAUACUUGUGGAAAGUCUUUUAAGUGGAAGACGAACCUCAACAUCCACAGGAACGUACACACUGGGGAACGUUUCCCUUGCAAUUUGUGUGGCAACGAGUACAUUCGACGAGCCGACCUGACGAAACACCGGCGCUCCCAUGGGCCCGCUUCCCUCACAGACACUGCAGUGGAGGCAGAGGAGGAAGCACCCCCGGAGGGUGACGGUGAUAGCCGAUCUGCGUCGUGCGACUAUGUUUGCGCUGUGUGUUGCAAGAGCUACAGUGACCAGGAUGUGCUGCAGAAGCAUCUCAGGACACAUGGCGAGCACCGUCCCUUUGUCUGUGAUAUUUGUGGGAAGGGCUUCCACUUCCACUGGUACCUCAGCUCACACAAGAAGGUCCACCUUGAUAGUAAAACUUACACUUGUAGGACUUGUGGCAAAUCGUUCAACAAGAAAAACUGUUUACUCUCCCACACGAGGUGCCACGCUGAACAGGGUUUAUGAUAUUACGCUUAAAAGCAGUACAAAGUCUUGUUGUUUUAUGUCUUAUAUUUUGUACAAAUAAUUAGCCAUAUUUCAGCGGAUUUUGGGUGCAAAGUUUGUAACUGUAAUGUGUUUUACAUUUACAUUUUGAAGUCUGUUGAUGCUUCAGCCUAAAGAGAUAAUGUUGACAGUUUCGUUUGUUUAUAUUUACAGUUAAAUUUGUUUGGUUUGCUUUGUUAGAAGAAUUUAUGUGGUCUCAGUAACCCCAUUUUGUGUGGGAAAUAAUUUUAAAGUUACAUACAGUAUUAUUUUCUAUAUGUAAAUAAAUUCUUUCGACUUGUUUUUGUGAUUACACCACUUAUCUUGUUCGUUGUUGACUGUAUGAAACCAUUUCAAAUAUGUUCUAAGCUAUAUUUUGUUGUAAUUGUAAAAGAGUGGAAGACAUUUUUUUUAAAUGUUUAUAUUUAAGCAGAUGUUAAUUUAUCAUAGAUCAAUUUCUUUCUUCUUCAUCUUGUGGCCUAAAUUUUACACUCAUUGGAUAGUAGUGAUCUGCAGUUUGUUGAAACAAAAAGCAUGUAAAGGUAACACUGUUAAUUUUGAACCAGCAACAGUUUGACUGUCAGUUUGCGGUUUAUAUUCAUAUGGCAUAAUGUUUAGACCUAUUUGUGCGGUGAUACAAUUAAUUUUGUAAAGCAUACUGUCACAUUCCAGACAUAUAGGUAGAUAAUAGGCAACAGGAUUAAAUUACAUUAAAAUCUUUUGAGGUGUACAGCCACAUCAUCACAUUUAAUACUAAAAUGACACACGUUUCAGCCAUUUUACAGUGUCCUCCUUCAGGACAUAGUCUAGUCUAGUGUGAGGAAGGUUGCUGCAACACAGCUGAAACAUUUUUUAUUUUAGUAAUCUAUUUUAUAUGACAUGCAAAAGAUUUUAUUGUAAUUGAUACUGGCCAUGAAAGCCUAACUAUUUGUGUUAGGAACAAAAUUGUGUAUACUGGGUGGUACUGAAAAGAACUUGUAUCACAUAUCUGGUGUUAGGUGAACAAAUUGUCUUUUCUGUAGGUACCAUGCUGAGGGUAGUCAGUACCAAACUAAAGACUUCAAUUGCUCUCAGAUAAAAACCCUAUUCAAAUACCUACAACUAAUCCAGGAAACGAAUGAGGGGCCUCAUUUGGCCACACACUGUGUCAAAAAACUUACAUCCGAAGACUGAAUUCUUGAGCCCUGGCAGCACUUGUACCAAAGUCUUGUCUCCACCAACCCCACUCUUUCUUUAAUGACUGCAGUAUGCAUUGACCUUUUUUGAUCCUAUCACUUGAAGUUCUGUGAAAAUCCUUCCUUUAACCCUGUAGGACAGCUGACAUUGUAUAGUAGCUAGCAGCUUAUCAGUGGUGCCACACUUGUGGUAGGAAGCUAUUAAUACCACCUUCUCAUGUCUUAAUCGAAUAACAUUCUCUGCUAUGCCUACGAGCAUCAUCCCACUGAUAACAAUGCAAUAUCUCCAGCUGUGUGGCCACUCCUCACUACACUAUGCUGCGGAAUUACCUCAACUUCUUAUUGUUUUUUGGUAGUAUGUAAUAAACUACAUAUACACGACCAUCUAAAGUUGUUUUUGACUGUGACAGUAUGAAGCUCCCAAGUACAAAGUGUAAUUAGGGAAAGUUGGUUUAGGUGUGUGUGCUGUAACUGUUUUACCUACAUCAUGUUAUCUCUUUCUGGCAUAUUGUUGAGUAGCAGUAAGAUGACUUAUGUGUGGUUCCACAUUUUCAUCUCAAUAUUUGAAAACUUGUAUCUGUGCAUCGACAUAUUGCUGCUUUUUGCUGCACCCACGGAUAUGGGACCAGAACUCAAUGUCUUUACCUCACAACAUUACAGGACAGAAAUAAAAUG
Molecule: messenger RNA, 5376 nt
Organism: Schistocerca cancellata (South American locust)
Lineage: Eukaryota; Metazoa; Arthropoda; Insecta; Orthoptera; Acrididae
Exons: 7
Coding region: 161-3508 (1115 amino acids)
Biological process (GO): positive regulation of reciprocal meiotic recombination
Cellular component (GO): nucleus
Molecular function (GO): zinc ion binding; histone H3K36 methyltransferase activity; histone H3K4 methyltransferase activity
Source: RefSeq, a predicted model, not a curated record